UUGAGAGCUAUCUUCUUCUGGGCUGUUUCUUAUAUAUAAGGGUUUCUCAGCUGCUUGUACAUGUUACACUUUGUCCUGUCGUAACCACAAUUCUCGGCUCUGCAGCGGGCGAGGAAGCAACCGUCACAUCGUCUUCACUCCUAGUAGUUAUACCGGCCCCACCGGAGCUUCGAUAUCAACAACCAUGUUGCAGAGUAUACCUGGACCGCAGCACAUCCUGAAAGCUCUGACGGGCUCUUUGGGACUCUCGACUGUAUUAGACCCAGAUCAUGAAGCUUCGCAAAACUCAUUUCAAUGCUCUAAACCGGAGUUGAGCUGUCACGCCCAGUACCAUGGCCAGAACACUUGCUGCUUCAACUAUCCCGGAGGGCAGAUGCUCCAGACGCAAUUUUGGGAUGCGGAUCCUGCGGUCGGCCCAGUCGACUCCUGGACUAUUCAUGGACUCUGGCCGGACUUCUGUGAUGGUGGCUUUGAUCAAUAUUGUGACUCAAAGAGAAGAUACAGCAACAUCUCCCUGAUCUUGGUCGACUCAGGCCGAGCCGACCUGCUAGAGUAUAUGAGUGAAUUUUGGAAAGAUUUCCGAGGCGACGACGAAGAUCUCUGGGAGCAUGAAUGGAACAAGCAUGGCACAUGUAUCAGCACUCUGGAAACGACCUGCUAUGCGGAUUACUAUCCGCAGCAGGAAGUCGUAGACUACUUCAACAAAACGGUCGAGAUCUUCCAGAAAUUGCCUACUUACCAAACCCUUGCUAAUGCUGGUAUCAUCCAAGAUACUCUAGCAAAAGCCCACGGCGCCGCCGUUACCGUCCGGUGUCGAAACCGUGCGCUGAAUGAAGUCUGGUACCACUUCAACAUUGCAGGUUCUCUGCAGGCGGGAGAUUUCGUCGCCUCUGAACCAGACGGCCUCAAGUCCAACUGCCCAGCCACAGGCAUCCACUACAUACCCAAGAAACCCCGCGAACCCUCCCGAACAACAGGCACUCCCUCGCAACCAACAAGCACCGGGAUUCCGUUUCAGGGUCGCGGCAACCUGGUAGUGUCAUCGAUGGGUGGAAGAAGAGGCUGUAUCAUCAGCCGCGGGAAGUGGUUCGCCUCUGGCACAUGCGCAACCUUCAAAGCGAAGAAGGUUACAGGUACGUUGCUCCAGGUAUCUGCAAGAACACCCAGCUAACAAGGUAAUCAGAUGACACGUUCACCCUGCAAUCUAGCAAGGGAAUCUGCGCAUUCGAAGGAGACGCUUUUAGCUGUGGCCCUCACGUCACUGCUCCAGAGGAGUUUUCCGUAAGUUCCAUUUGUGCCCUCCACUGACCUGCGUCCGCUGACGAAAUUACCACUGGUGCUACAGGUCCAGGAUGGCAAGCUCUCCUAUCACAGAAAUACGACCUUUUUCGCAGACAAGGCACCAAAAGGCCGCACACAGAGCACCAUCUUUGCUUCCC
Messenger RNA from Aspergillus novofumigatus IBT 16806, 1439 nucleotides. RefSeq names its product T2 family ribonuclease. The record is from RefSeq and is a predicted model, not a curated record. Gene Ontology annotation, biological process: RNA catabolic process. Lineage: Eukaryota; Fungi; Ascomycota; Eurotiomycetes; Eurotiales; Aspergillaceae. Bases 185 to 1171 code for a protein of 328 amino acids. Gene Ontology annotation, molecular function: ribonuclease T2 activity; RNA binding. The transcript has 5 exons. Gene Ontology annotation, cellular component: extracellular region.